UUUCAUCCAAGGUGAUCGAUGACUAUUGACUUCCUCUUUUUCCACGAAAGGAAUUGAACAAACAAUAAACUUAGACAUCUGAUACAAUGCAGUUCAAUCUCGUGGAGUCUUCCAGCCAUGGCGCUUCAAGACGUGUUCGAGGAUUUCAAGAAAAGCAAGGCUGUGCUGAAAAAAGUUCACCAUGACACGGUUAAAUACUUCGAUGAAAUCGUUCGAAAGCUUUCCGAUAAAGGUACUGCAGAAAUUGUAGAAGAACUUCGCUACUCAACCUCACCCGUGCAAGCUUCUCCAGACGAAGUUCGAGUAAUGGCUCAAACAGUGGCAAUGGCGGAUGUUCAUCUAGAGUUCGAUUACGCCCUUGCUGAGCUGCUUUACACGGCUAAGGAGAAGAAGGAAGUUACCGAUUUGUUUGAUCAGGAGCCGGCACUCAUUUUUGUCGGGCAAACCAACUGCGGGAAAAGCUCCAUAAUCAACGAGCUCCUAGGUUGUAAAGCGCUUCCUACAUCAGACCAACCGAGCACCGCGAGAAUUGUUCGCGUUUGCCACGCCGAGGAGCCUUACUGUCGCCUGGUUGACACACAUGGUAAAACCUUAGAAGAGAUAAAGAUGAUGGGUAAGGAGGGAAACAGAAUCCCUCGAAAGAAGAUCGAACUCAAACCUAAGGAUCGUGAUGACCCCAGUAAAGUGGGGGCGAUCGUGGAGACCGGUUUAAAUAUCGAGUUCUUGAAAUGUGGUGUAACCAUAAUUGACUCCCCUGGAAGAAAUGAAAAUAAAGCGCUGGACAACUUGGUAAAGGAGCAGCUGAAAAAUCCUCUGGCGUUUGUUAUAUACGUGGUGGAUGGACAUGAUCUUUUCACAAAGCAGGAUAGAGAGGUCCUAAAUGAAAUGACAUCCUCAGGGACCGAUUUAUCAAUAUUUUUCGUUGUCAGCAAACUGGAACCGGAAGAUCGUACCGAAUCAUCAGAUGAGGACGAUGAACCAAGAGGUCAUGCAGCACCAGUGAAGGCGCGGAAAAAGCGAGAGCUCGAAGUACAGAACAGAAAGAAGACACGGGUGUACGAGCGGCUUGUCAAAAACGGCCAUUUUCCUUCUCAACUGUCCAUGAAUCAAAACGAGCGAUUCCAUGGGCUGUCAGCUUGGCGCAUCCAGCAGUACCACGCUUUGAAGAAGAGAAAUCCCGAAGCUUCUUCCGAAGAGUUUACAGAUUACACUCAAGCCUUUGAGAGAUUUCAAAACAGCCUGAAAGAGUUCGCUGAAGAAUCUCUACGUGCAAGGGUAGCGUGUGUGUGCAGAACCCUCGUGCGUGUUCUAUCCAGAUGCUUGGAUUUCUUCAUUCAGAAAGCUAAUGUUUUGAAAAGGGGAAAGAAGCAAAUAUUGAAGACGUUGGAAACACUUUUGCGCGAGGAACAGCAAGUUCACGAGAACAUAAUCCGCGACCUUGAGGACGAAAAGCGGGCCAUGGAGAUACAAGAACUCCUCAGUGAUGCCAUAAAUGGAGCUAGAGAAGACAUCCUAAAGGGGGCAGGAGAUUUUGAGUACGUUUUGACCGAAUUUACCAUUCCGUCAGAUGGCCAUGUAAAAGAGAAACAAGCUGUGGCUUACUGUCAGGACCAGAUUCAGGGGAUGGUGGUCAAAAAACUCCAAGGAGAGAUCAAGCAAAAGUUAACGAUGAUGUUCCGCUCCAGAGAUCUGUUCCUUGUUCACCUCAAAGACGGCAUGGAGCAAAUUCAAGGAGAAAUUGCCAGAGACAACGACAUUCCAUCGGCAGCACUCGCUCUUGGCAAAAGCCUUCUUUCUUCUUACGAAGCUCAAAUCACGUUUCCACAACGCAACGGAGCAGCUUUACGUUUCAUAAAGCAAUUAAGCGAGUGGUUCUACAAUGCAAUUCGUAAUCCGAUCAAAACAAUUAUCAAGACCAUCAGUGGAGAGGUUCAAGUUGGCUCGAAGAAAUGGAAGACAGAUGUUGCUUCAAAUGCCCUUGCGAAAGUAAAUCCAUCUGACAUGGCUCAGAAAAUCGUCACAAGUUUGAAGGAGCUUUUUCGUGACUGCCAUGAAGAGUUCACCGGUGAAAUAAGAAAAGUGCAAGACCUGUUCGAUCGCGGAGAGACCAUCAAGGACAUGCAAAGGGAAACUCUUCUUGGCUUUGCUCCCAAUCUUGCACUUCUUGAGAUGCUGGCAUAUGGUGUCAUGGACAGGUUCAAGUUUGGACUUCCAGCCAAGGGAGAGCUCAUUGGGACUGGGGCACAGGGCAAUGUCUUCGCCUGUGACAACAUUAAAACUCCAGAAGGGAGGCCAUGUGUUGUUAAGGUGGUAGGUGUCGCUUCAGAGGAGGUGCUCAAGGACUUGACCCUGGAACUUCAUAAUACCAGAGCCCUCCACCAUCCGAACAUUCUACCCGUUAUAUGCACCGUAGUGGAGUCCAACCCGAAUUGUGGCCUUUCUGUGCAACUUGUCUCGGAGCGAAUGAGAUGCGAUCUUCAUGAUGGUUUAGUGGGUAUACCCUCCUUGAGAAAGAGGCUUGAGAUAGCUCUCGACGUUGCCAAAGCCUUGCAGUAUCUUCACGGAGAGGAGCUGAUCCAUCGCGAUGUUAAAAUGCAGAACGUCUUGUUGGACGAGAAAAACAACGCAAAGUUAACUGAUCUGGGUCUCUGUAAACCCGAGGGUCUCAUCUGUAACUCGUUGGUUGGUACUCCUAUCAACAUGGCGCCCGAAAUGUUGAAACAACAGUACGACAAAUCCAUUGAUGUGUACGCGUUCGGCAUGUUGCUCUGGCGAGUGUGCGAAGGUCAGGGCAACCAACCACAGAAUAUAAACCGCCACUUUCUACCUCUGGUUAUGCUCAUGAUGAAUGCCGUUGACAACAAGACACCAGAGAGGUUGGACGUGUUUCCAGAACAAUGCUGGCAACUCAUGGUAAGGUGCUGGAAUCAGGAUCCCGAAGCAAGGCCAUCAUUCGACAGUGUGGUUAGGGACUUGGAAACGUUCCUAGCGGAGAUGCCGGAUCAGUAGCAGCCCACCGACGCAGCAC
This is a messenger RNA of Pocillopora damicornis (cauliflower coral), 3028 nucleotides long. RefSeq names its product dual serine/threonine and tyrosine protein kinase. The record is from RefSeq and is a predicted model, not a curated record. Gene Ontology annotation, cellular component: cytoplasm. NCBI's taxonomy places the organism in Eukaryota, Metazoa, Cnidaria, Anthozoa, Scleractinia, Pocilloporidae. Gene Ontology annotation, biological process: negative regulation of apoptotic process; positive regulation of fibroblast growth factor receptor signaling pathway; cellular response to fibroblast growth factor stimulus. Gene Ontology annotation, molecular function: protein kinase activity; ATP binding.